UAAUAUUGAUGACAAUCUUCUUCUUCUUCUUCUUCUUCUUCUCACAUCCAAUCUUCUCUGAUUCUCUCUCGCGCGCGCGAAAUCUCUCUCGAUCUUCGAGACUGAGCCCACAACACAAUCAAUCAUUCUACUUUAUCAUCUCUCUCAUUCAUUCACUGAUUUUCUUCAUCAUAUCUUCUUUUUUCCAUUGAUUUUUCUCCGCAUCUUCUUGUUUCGCAGGGAAAAUUUCUCCGAUCAUGGACGCGGCGGCGGGACCGUGGACUUCUCCGAUCAAAUUCAAAUCCCGAUCCCUUUUCCCUCACAGGAAGUCUUCUCAGGAAAACUUGGAUAGGUUUAUUCCGAAUAGGUCAGCCAUGGACUUCAGUUACGCUCACUACAUGCUCACGGAGGGAAGAAACAACAAGGAGGAGCCGGUGGUCACGUCGCCGUCCAAACAAGCUUACCGGAAAAUGCUCGCCGAGGCUUUCAACAUGAACCGGACGCGAAUCUUGGCCUUCAAGAACAAGCCGCCUGAACUUGUUGAAGCCAUACCCAAGGAUUUCUUCUCCCCUCCUCCUCCUCAAUCCAAAUCUUCCAAGCCCAGACACAUUCCUCAGAGUUCUGAGAGGACACUGGAUGCCCCUGAUAUUGCAGAUGACUUCUACUUGAAUUUGCUUGACUGGGGUAGCAGUAAUGUGCUGUGCAUUGCUCUUGGAAGCACUGUGUAUCUCUGGAAUGCUGCUGAUAGCUCCACUGCAGAACUUGUCACGGUGAAUGAGGAAGAAGGUCCCAUUACUAGUGUUAACUGGGCUCCUGAUGGCCGACAUUUAGCUGUUGGUUUGAACAAUUCCAUUGUCCAGUUGUGGGAUUCUACUACUACUAGACUGCUGAGAGUACUCAGGGGUGGACAUCGAGCAAGAGUAGGAUCACUGGCAUGGAACAAUCACAUCCUGUCCACAGGAGGAAUGGAGGGUAGGGUGGUUAACAAUGAUGUGAGAAUAAGGUCUCACAUUGUUGAAACCUACAGGGGACACAACCAGGAGGUGUGUGGGCUCAAAUGGUCUCCCUCAGGACAACAAUUGGCGAGUGGAGGCAAUGAUAAUCUUGUUCACAUAUGGGACAGGUCAAGGGCCUCUUCCAACACGCCGACCCGCUGGCUACACCGGUUUGAGGAGCAUGUAGCUGCUGUGAAGGCACUGGCCUGGUGUCCAUUUCAGGGAAAUCUUCUAGCUUCUGGUGGAGGAGGGAGUGACCAGUGCAUCAAGUUUUGGAACACACAUACUGGUGCAUGCCUGAACACUGUCAACACUGGCUCUCAGGUGUGUGCCCUUCUUUGGAGCAAGAGUGAGCGAGAGUUGCUUAGCUCGCACGGUUUCACCCAGAACCAGCUCACUCUCUGGAAAUACCCUUCUAUGCUGAAGAUGGCAGAGCUCAAUGGUCAUACCUCCAGGGUGCUGUACAUGGCUCAGAGUCCAGAUGGGUGUACUGUGGCCUCUGCAGCAGCUGAUGAGACUCUUCGAUUCUGGAAUGUCUUUGGAACUCCAGAAGCAAGCAAACCAUCCUCAAAGCCAAACCGCGAGCCUUUUGCUGAUUUCAACCGUAUCCGUUGAAGAUUUGUGGAGUGCUGAAGAUCAUUGGUACAGGGGAUUGAUUCUAGGCUAUAUCUAAAAUCGUUAAUUUUCUUUCAUUUUUUAAUUGGCCCUAUUCUUUACUGACUUUGUAUACACAGUGCGCAAAUUGGUCUGCGCAGUUUAUAGUUUAAACCCUAUUCUUUACAGAAUUGUAUACACUGUGUGCAAAUUGAUUUGCGCAGUUUAUAGUUUAUAUGCAUUAUUGGAUUUUUAAAUCAACAAGUCACCUUAUCUUGUAGAAGGCACUAACUUAGUUCUGAUAUUUGUUUUGUAACAACUCUCUCUUACAUUGUAUUUUCUUUUGUUGUAAUCUCAAGUUCAGCCUAACUCAUGUUAGCCUGGCUUAGCUUCUCCAAUGCAAAAUACUUGUCCUUUGUUA
This is a messenger RNA of Lotus japonicus, 1989 nucleotides long. Its product is annotated as cell division cycle 20.2, cofactor of APC complex-like. The record is from RefSeq and is a predicted model, not a curated record. Lineage: Eukaryota; Viridiplantae; Streptophyta; Magnoliopsida; Fabales; Fabaceae. Gene Ontology annotation, molecular function: protein binding; anaphase-promoting complex binding; ubiquitin ligase activator activity. The transcript is spliced from 4 exons. Gene Ontology annotation, biological process: positive regulation of ubiquitin protein ligase activity; positive regulation of anaphase-promoting complex-dependent catabolic process; anaphase-promoting complex-dependent catabolic process. Gene Ontology annotation, cellular component: anaphase-promoting complex. The coding region runs from base 237 to 1589 and encodes 450 amino acids.